AUGAGCAACGAAGGGCUGUUUACGAAUUCUAAACAAAAAGAUCCAGAGCGAUCUUCAAAGCUUGUGAAAGGCGCUUUAAGCGUUGCAGCAAUGAAAUUCGGUGUAACAGCAGACACUGUUAGUGCAAUCUGGAAGCGUGCACAGCAGUUCCUCGCUGAUGGCCACAUUUCAGCCGAUCUUGGAUCGUUCAAAUGUGGACAUGUUGGAAGAAAAAAGAAAGAUUCUGAUGUCGACAAGGUCAAGGUCAAUUCACCUGUGGAUCGUCAGAAUAUUCGGUCACUUCCUGCCAAAUUGAAUAUGUCGCGCCACUGUUCAUCGUCGCCUCAAAGAAGAGUAAAAUUUUGCCUCUCCAUGUUAGAUCCUGUGCAGGCACCGCUCUUUCAAGAUAUGAUGAACACGGUUCACAUUGACAAGAAGUGGUUUUACAUCACGAAGACGAACGCGAAAUAUUAUCGCGCUCUCGGGAAGCAAGCCCCACAUCGAACCUACCAAAGUAAGCGUUUCAUAACCAAGGUGAUGUUCUUGGCCGCAGUGGCUCGACCUAGAUUUGAUUCUUACCAUCAACGUAAAUUUGACGGUCGAACUGGAAUGCUCCCGUUUGUCUAUCAAGAAGCGGCGAAACGAUGUAGUAAAAAUUGUGAAGCGGGAGCGUUGGAAACGAAAUGCAUUCAGUCGAUUAGCAAAGAGGAAGUGAAGAAGAAACUUAUCAAAUGUGUUCUCCCUGCAAUAAGAGAAAAGUGGCCUAAAGCGUGGCGUGGAAAGACCAGCGAUCGAAUCGUCAUCCAGCAAGACAGUGCAAGGCCACAUCCAUCCGGUGACGGUCCUGAUUUAGUCAACGAGUUGAAGAAAGACGGCUUCAACAUUUCGCUGCAUUGUCAGCCUCCUAACAGCCCCGAUAUGAACGUCUUAGACCUUGGGCUGUUUAGGAGCAUACAGUCACUUCAGCAUCAGAUUCCUAAAAAAAAAUAG
Molecule: messenger RNA, 969 nt
Organism: Plasmopara halstedii
Lineage: Eukaryota; Oomycota; Peronosporomycetes; Peronosporales; Peronosporaceae
Exons: 2
Coding region: 1-969 (322 amino acids)
Molecular function (GO): nucleic acid binding
Source: RefSeq, a predicted model, not a curated record